AUUUGAGGCUAGCGGCUCUCCCCAUGAAGCUACACCCAUUUCUUGAAGUCUGAUGUGACCGGUGACUUCGAUCUUAGUCAUCGUGCGACACGAGUCACGUACGUCAACACCCCGCACCUGUCCUCAUAUAAAGCGGCGAUCGCACCGGCUUCCCCCGCCGCUCGGAGCUGCGAUGCUUCACCCCAGGAUGCGGAGUGACGGUAACAUGGAGAACCGGGAAUCCGCAGCCAUACGCCAGCAACGGAGGAUGAAGCAGACCCUGCAGUUUAUUCACAAGGACUCUGCCGACCUACUGCCCCUAGACGGACUCAAGAAAUUGGGAACCUCCAAGGAAAUGCAACCACAUAAUAUUUUACAGAGACGGCUGAUGGACGCCAAUAUGUCGAGAUGCAAGCAGAACAAUCGCGGCGUUAAACCCCCUAACAAUGGUGCUGUACUGCAAAGCAUCGGGUCUCACCUGGGAAAGCAGGAGAGCUUUAUUCAGCCCGAGGAGGACGACUAUGUAUUUGUGAACUGCAAGUGUUGGGGGCGGGAGACGAAGGUUCUGAUAGACACUGGCUGCAAGGCCAACCUCAUGUCCACAGCAUGUGUUGAAAGACUCGGCUUAAAGGAAAGAGUCAACAUGAACAAAACUGAGAUGGACUCCUUGCCAUUGUGGCGUAACCUCCAGCCUCAGGGGCACAUCGAGAAAGUCACGCUGGUAAUUGGACAAGUGAAGAUCGAGUGCACAGUGACAGUCGUCGAACAUGAGAAGUCUUUCAUGUCUCUUGGGGCCAGAACCUUGAAAUCACAGAGGUGUGUGAUUGACAUGGAAAAGCAAAUGCUGGUGCUUGGCAGAGUGGAGAGGGAGCAAGUCCAGUUUGUUGAUUGCAGAAGUGGACUGCUGGACUGAUGGUCUCCCUGACUCCAGGAAGUCUGAUCCCUCACCCUACUGUGUGGAAAUAGAUGUUGAGACCUCUAGCCUUAGGAAUGAAAAGAUGCCCCCCUCUGCAAUAGCUGUCUCUUCACAGAAAGGUAAACAGGAGUCACCCAGCCAGGCCAAAAAUGGAAGUCCGCAUUCUGACGGGCGUCCUGCUACUGGAUUGCCUCAGGAGCUCACUGCCCUAAAAAUGACCACCUAUCUCACCGUUGCCAAGCUGAACUCUAUUUAAAGUUGUUUUUUAUAUGUAUACAUAUAGUAAUAUUACAAAGCAACACCAAAUAAUCCAAAUAUCAUUGGUCAGUACUGUUAUUUUUUAGAAAAAAAAAAUCAAGUUAGAAAAACAAGUGCUUUGUACAAAUGGUUGUAUACUGUUCAUAGGAUAAAUGUAGCUAUACGAACAUGU
Molecule: messenger RNA, 1325 nt
Organism: Paramormyrops kingsleyae
Lineage: Eukaryota; Metazoa; Chordata; Actinopteri; Osteoglossiformes; Mormyridae
Product: nuclear receptor-interacting protein 3
Biological process (GO): proteolysis
Molecular function (GO): aspartic-type endopeptidase activity
Source: RefSeq, a predicted model, not a curated record